Trematomus bernacchii (emerald rockcod) is the source of this 4791-nucleotide messenger RNA. It is a transcript of the gene fnbp1b, whose product is annotated as formin-binding protein 1. Bases 73 to 1866 code for a protein of 597 amino acids. The record is from RefSeq and is a predicted model, not a curated record. Gene Ontology annotation, biological process: signal transduction. Lineage: Eukaryota; Metazoa; Chordata; Actinopteri; Perciformes; Nototheniidae. Gene Ontology annotation, molecular function: protein binding. The transcript is spliced from 15 exons.
UUAGAGCUGGUGCUUCACUUGCUUGGUGUGCAGUGCUAGAGGGACUGUUACAGUAGCUGGAAGACUUCAGACAUGGUGGAGGACAGGAUGGGGGACUGUUGGAGCCACACCAAGGAUCAGUUUGACAACUUGGAGAAGCAUACGCAGUGGGGGAUCGAAUUUGUGGAGAAGUACACCAAAUUCGUCAAGGAGAGGUCGGAGAUUGAAACAAGCUAUGCAAAACAAAUUAGGAAUUUAUCAAAGAAGUAUCAACCCAAGAAGAACUCGCGAGAGGAGGAUGAGAGCAAGUUCACCUUCUGUCGAGCCUUCCUGACAUCACUUAAUGAGCUCAAUGACUACGCGGGUCAACACGAGGUCAUAGCGGAGAACCUGACGUCUCAAAUCAUCGCCGAGCUGUCACGCUACCUGCAGGAGCUCAAAGCAGAGAGAAAAACCUCCUUCCAUGAUGGGCGCAAGGCACAGCAGCACAUCGAGAGCUCGUGGAAACAGCUGGAAUCGUGUAAAAGAAGGUUUGAGAGGGACUGUAAAGAGGCGGACAGAGCACAGCAAUACUUUGAGAAGAUGGAUGCUGACAUUAACGUGACUAAGGCUGACGUGGAAAAGGCACGACAGCAAGCUCAGAUGAGGCACCAGAUGGCUUCUGACAGUAAGAGCGAUUACUCCGCCUACCUGCAGAAGUUCAAUCAGGAGCAGAAUGAACAUUACUUCACAGUUAUCCCCAACAUAUUCCAGAAACUUCAAGACAUGGAGGAGAAACGAAUUGACAGGGUAGCAGUGUGCAUGAAGACGUUUGCAGACGUGGACCGCCAAGUGCUGCCCAUCGUGGGGAAAUGUUUAGACGGCAUGACGAAAGCCGCCGAGUCCAUCGAGCCCAAGACUGACUCGCAGCAGGUAGUGGAGUCCUACAAGUCAGGGUUCGAGGCUCCGGGCGAUGUGGAGUUUGAGGACUUCAGCCAGGCCAUGAAGAGGACGGUGUCUGAGACCAGCCUGUCCAACUCCAAAGAGGUCAAGGAGAGGACCGGGGGCAAGAGCAAGGGCAAACUGUGGCCUUUCAUUAAGAACAAGAACAAGGGUUCUGGACCAGAGGACUUCAGCCACCUGCCGCCAGAACAGAGGAGGAAGAAGCUGCAGGGAAAGAUCGACGACCUGAAUAAGGACAUCCAGAAAGAGAUGGACCAGAGGGACGCUCUCACUAAGAUGAAAGACGUGUAUGUGAAGAACCCUCAGAUGGGGGAUCCGGCCAGCGUGGACCCCCGGCUGUCAGAAAUAGGCCAGAACAUUGAGAAGUUCCAGUACGAGGCGCAGAAGUUUGAGGGCUGGUUAGCGGAGGUGGAGGAAAGGAUGCCAUCUAAGAGCGAUUCGAACCGGAGGAGUGGGCUCUAUGAGACCCAGAACAACUCCACUCAACUCGUGAGCAACAACUGUGCGCAGGACAGAGAGAGGCCCUUGAGCAGCCCGGAUGGCAGCUACACAGAGGAGCAGAACUCAGAGACGCAGGUCAAAGCCACCGUCAACCCCCCCGUCAACCCCCCCGUCAACCCCCCCGUCAACCCCACCGUCAACCCCACCGUCAACCCCACCGUCAACCCCGCCCUCCCCACCUCCUCCACGCCGGAGUUCGAUGACGAGUUUGACGACGACGAGACCCUGCCCACCAUCGGCACCUGCAAGGCCUUGUACCCGUUUGAAGGUCACAAUGAGGGCACCAUCGCCGUGGCAGAGGGCGAGCUGUUGUACGUUAUAGAAGAGGACAAAGGGGACGGAUGGACACGAGUGCGCAGGAACGAGGACGAGGAGGGAUACGUCCCCACGUCCUACGUCGAGGGUCUUUUUGGAAACAAAUGCCAAAGAUUCCUAAAAGUGUGAGGCUGGAUGAGGAAUGGCAGGGCAAGCAGUCUGGGAGAAACCACCAUGUUCCUCGCGCGCUCACAGAGUCAGAGAGAGAAAGUGAAAGAUGACCUCAAUCUAAAAAGAGAGGGACGCCCGAUUAGUACGCAUCUCAAUUUCCCAAAAACCUUUACGAAACAAACCCUGCUUCCUCUGCGAAGAGAAGCCACGAUAAGAGAAGUCCAUCUAAAUUUUAGAGCUCAUAACCCUUUCCACUGUUAACAGCCAUGCAGCAGUCACAACCACAGUAUUCAAUCUGCCUUUUUCAGCUUGCUUUAAUGUAACUAACUCGCUUGCACCACACACGGUCAUCAACGUGGCUGUUGGCUUCCUCACUCUGAACGCCCCACCCCCCCCGGCUCUGACACCCCUCCUCUUCCUUACCUAACACUGUACACACACACACACACACUCACACACACGAGGGAGGUUGUGGUCAGAGACAGGACGGGGACCAGCUGGAGCCUUAUGGACAAAACACCUUCAUCCUGCGGUGUGUGUGUGUGUGAGCCAUGACCUCCUCACUCCUUCACUCAGAGGAGCGUCACCCCGACGUCAUCUACAUACAGGCAGUGGUGGAAAAAGUACUAGGAUCCUUUACUUAAGUAAAAGUACUAAUACCACAGUCUAAACAUACUCCAUUACCAGUAAAGGUCCUGAGUUAAAAAAAAUUCUAACAUAAAAGUAUUAUCAGCUAAAUGUACUCAAGUAUAAGAAGUAUAAGUACUCAUUGUGCAGAAUGCCUGUUAUCCAUUUGUUGUAUUAUUAUAGAAUAUUAUAUGUUUCUGUUUGAAUCAUUAGAAACAUAUGGAGCACAUUUUGGAAAAUACUUAGUAAAUGAUUGGUAAAUAUAGAUCAUAUAAACACAUGUAUUUAAUUUUAAAAGUAACUACAAAUAAAUGUAGUGCAGUAAAAGUAAAACAUUUACAUCUGAGAUGUAGUGAAGUAGAAAGUAGCAGAAAAGGAAAAUACUCAAAAGUAAAAGCACCCCAAAAUGAUACUCAGGUACAUUACUUGAGUAAAUGUACUCAGUUACAUUCCACCACUGCAUCUAGGGCUUAACACACUCAUGUUCACCCUCUCACUAAAUCAUAUUUGCAGGUUUCAGAAGGAUCAUGUAUCUGUGUGUUCUCUCUUCUGUUGUGUGUUUGAACGCCUUAUUUUGAAGGCCUUGUGUCCCAUUUCCUCCACACCACGAUCACCCCCACACAUCCAGGAGAGGAAAAGAGACGAAAGGUCAUUCUCCAUCUCCAUCUUCCUCUUCCUCAUCCUCACUGUCCCUCUCUCUCUGAGCACACCCUCCCUCCCCCCUGACGCGGCUCAGGCUAUCCCCUUGCUGCUUCGAGCACCCUUGUUUUGCCGCAGCGGGGGGGGCCUCUCAGCGUUGUGGUGUGCUGCAUGCUUGCCCUGUCUUCCUCCUCGCCCCUCUGCUGGCACCCUGGAGCAGGCGAUGGGGGGGGUGGUAAGGUUAGCUUACGCCCCCCCCCCGCCUCCAGCCUUUCUGUUCAGUUAACCCUCAUUGCCUGGUCGUACUGAAUUAACCUGAAUGCUACUGUUUAGGUUCGGUGCCUGUGGUUCUUUUUUUUUUAUAAUACCUUGUUUUUUUUAGUUCAUAAAGCAUGUUUUCCUGUUUUUAACAACGAGAGUGAUCUCCUCCUCCCAGUGUUCACCAGUUUAAUCUCAGCAAAGGACGAUAGGGACCCGAAUAUGUUGUUUUCUGAAUGAUCUUAUGCAUAGGUAGGUCUUGUGCAUUUGUUUUACUGUAAGUACACAGUACAGUAUGUAUGUACAAAUGUUAUUAUUGUAUGUUUUGAUCAGAGUGUCUAACACACGUUGUUAGUUUACAGUUAAUCAGCCUUGUGGAAAUGUCUCCACUCGGUCCAGGCAACCCAAAAAUGAAGAUAUGAUUUACACCUGAUGUUAGGAUGAUCCACUUAAACUGUCCACUGUAUAUGGAAAUAUACUGUGAUCCUUUUCCUGUGAGUCUGUGACUGACCCAGAAUCUCCUGCUUUUUUUGGGCCUUAACUUUGGUUUUCUGAGAGAAAGGAUGAUGCUGAUAGCUGUGGUUUGCUGAAAGGAUUAAGAUGUGAUUAUCUCAAGAAGUUUGGGGGCAAAAUUAAGAGUUUUUAUAAUCAUACAGAGAAAGUAUUUCCACUGAUUCCCCGGCACAUAAUGUACGUGAUUUUAACAUUUUCUGUUUUAUAUAUUUGAUGAUGUUAAGUUGAGAUUCAGCUUUUCUUUUUUUGUUUUCUAAAGCUGGAAGUCUAUGUUGUAUUUUCUGCCUGAAUGGGACUGAAAUCCCUUAACUGCAAAUAUUAGUAACAAUGAAAUUGUUCUGUAUGAAGCCAUUCUUAAAUAUUGAUCUGAUUCAGCAUGUUACAACCACUUUUCAACCGGAGGAGUGACGGACAUAUUGACCAUUUGGACUCUUACAUGGAAGAAAUGAUCAAAUCUCUGCUGAAGUUCAUGUUUUCUUUUCAACAUGUCAUGAUUUCAAAAACCUUAUUAUGUUUUUAACAAUAAAUCUGAAGAGGCACAGAUCAUUGUAGCUCAAUAGCAUCCAUCUCUGCCAGUGCUCUGCAAAGACACCACAAAACGUUUGAGUCCCUGCCCCGGAAUAACCUGCCUGUACAGAGGAAACGGCACGUUGGAAUUAGAGAGAAUAUAUAUGAAUAUAUAAAUAAAGUUUAAAAAGGAAAACAUCUAUUUUAACUAUUGAGAGUCUUACCAUUACUUUAUCUGCUUUGCAAAGUAAGACUUCCUUUCCUUUCUAAGGUCUACCAAAUGGUGUGUUUUUGCACUUUUUCGUUUGUGUUCCAUUUGGUAGCCCAUGCUUGUGUUUUGGAGCACUGAAUACUUUGUAUUGUGUUUACCGUGCCAAUUAAAUAUGCCUGGAAAGUUAA